CCCACAGCCAUCAUUCUCCCUCAGUUCGAAGAGGACUGUCUCAAAACAGUAAAAAAAGCGUCCAAUGGGCGCUUCAGCCAUCCGUACCCUUUGUGGCUACCUGUGGGGGCCAUAGCGCCUGGUCGACGAUCAGCGCGGAGGGAAGUAUAAUAGACCCUAGUGAGUACGUCGACAUGCGCGUGGAUGUAGACGCAAAGACCGCUACCUUGGUUGGUGGGGUUCUAUCAAAGCAGGUGGGAAUAUGUCUGGCCGAAGCCGGGCUGUUCACAGGUAUACACAUUCCUUCAUUGACCUCACUCUCAGCCCCUGCUCACAGCUUCAUAUACCCCUCGGAAAUGGUAAUACAGUUGGCGCGAUACCCUACUUUCUUGGGCGGGGCUUCCAUCACCUGAUCUAUUACGGGAUUCGGAUUCGACCAAAAUUUCAGAGACGGUAUCGCGGGGAGGUACAGCUGGAGAAACUAUGCAAUUUGAAAAGAGAGGGGGUUGCACAAGGAGGGUUUACCAGACAGAGUCACUAGAU
This is a messenger RNA of Aspergillus alliaceus, 522 nucleotides long. RefSeq lists its product as uncharacterized. The coding region runs from base 242 to 520 and encodes 92 amino acids. Lineage: Eukaryota; Fungi; Ascomycota; Eurotiomycetes; Eurotiales; Aspergillaceae. The transcript has 2 exons. The record is from RefSeq and is a predicted model, not a curated record.